This is a messenger RNA of Pecten maximus, 1019 nucleotides long. RefSeq lists its product as uncharacterized. The coding region runs from base 169 to 999 and encodes 276 amino acids. The transcript is spliced from 5 exons. The record is from RefSeq and is a predicted model, not a curated record. NCBI's taxonomy places the organism in Eukaryota, Metazoa, Mollusca, Bivalvia, Pectinida, Pectinidae.
AACAAUUGUGGUCGUACCUCGUUGAUAAUAGUCUUUCUUAUUUGCAGGCCACCAGGAAAAGACUUGUGGCUUGGUCUCGUUAAGCCGGUUAACGAAACCGAUUGGUACACACCUACGUGUUUCAUUAAUCAAAACCAUAAAUUGGCAAAUAUUGUGCAUCCUUCCACAAUGUGUACAGCGUUAAAUAUGACCGUAGACUCAGCCAAAUUCGUCCCGUAUAUAACAAGUUGUGAGGAGAAGCAUUUUUUCAUCUGUACAAUAAAAACAGGUGUAUAUACGAAAGAUAAGUAUUACAACAUGACCCUGAUUGAACCUGAGGAACUCAAUAUAGUGAACGUCAAAACAUCUGAUACGACGAGUCAGUGGUGUGCCGGGAAUCUCAGACAAAAGUUUAAAGGAUUUGUCGCGGUCUACGAUGAAGAUGUAAAAUCUUGUACAUUGUACACAACAAACCCCGUCUUCUUCCACCGAAACUAUCAGCUGCUCCCGGUGUCCAAUCACAACAUCGUCUACGUGAAAACGUCAGGAAUUAACUAUGCAGUGACGGGCAAUCUGACAGUACCUGUCAAGCAACAUACCAUGGCUUGUGUACCUAACCUAGGCCUGCAUGCUUUGACACACUCGCCGCCUACAAUAGAGCCAGUCUUUACGGGAACCGUUACAUCGACCGACAUACCAUCCUCCCCGAACGCUACCCUCUGCACAUGUCAGCCUGUUGCUUACACCAUGAGAGGAGAGAUCGAUUUUGCCAGUCUGAUACGGAGUCUCAGGAUAAACAGAGCAGCUUUGUCAUCUUAUAAGAGGAAGCGAAUGAGUAUGUCCGACGAUCGAACGUCCUGUCUGGUGAUGGGCUAUGUUGCUGCCAUUGUUAUAUUCGGAAGUUGUUCAUGUAUUGUCAUCUUGGAUAUUCCUAUAUUUUUUAGGACUCUUAAAAGUAGACGAUGGACGACAUGUUAUAUUUUACCCCGCGUCAUCAAUGGAAACCAAACAAAUCAAUAAAACUACAACAUGGACAUUAU